Molecule: messenger RNA, 298 nt
Organism: Dentiscutata heterogama
Lineage: Eukaryota; Fungi; Glomeromycota; Glomeromycetes; Diversisporales; Gigasporaceae
Source: the annotation of a GenBank genome assembly
AAGUCUUAAAAUUGCUCAACUUGAAAAUGAAAAUCAGCAAUUAAAAGAAUAUAUUAAAGCUCUUGAACAUUUUGGAACUAUAUCUUUAUUAUCAAUUAUGAAAUAUCCAUUUAUGAAGACUAUUUCAAGUGAAGAAAAACCUAAAACUCGACUUAAAGCUUUUAAAUUUGGAAGUUUAGUAACUUCUGAAGCUAUUACAAAAGAAUUACAAGAAAAAGAAAAUAUUAAGCAAAAAAAAAUAGAAGAUAUAAAACAAAGAAAAGAACAAAGAGCAAAAAAAAAAGCAAAAAAAGAAUAG